UACCUCUGUAAAACCCAAAAUUUUGUUGACCGAAAUUCAUAAUUUUCCUCACUCCCUCCUUUCUCAUUUCACAAUACGUCACCGUUCAGCCGUGGACGAUGGAGAAAGGCCUUAUCUCCGUCGAUCAGUGGACACAGGGAAGCCAGGCGUACUUCCUAACUCACCUGCACUCAGAUCACACGAAGGGCCUAACAUCGUCGUGGGCCAGAGGCCCACUCUUCUGCUCACGGCUCACCGCCAAGCUCUUCCCCUUAAAGUUCCCCGGGUUAAACCUUUCGUUGCUUCGCGUCCUCGAUACUGGCUCGUGGCAUUCAAUUUCUCUGAUCUCGCCAUCUUCGAGAGAGAAAACGGUUGUCCAAGUUAUGGCAAUUGACGCUCACCAUUGUCCUGGUUCAAUUAUGUUGUUAUUUCGUGGUGAGUUUGGGUGCCUGCUUUACACUGGUGAUUUCCGCUGGGAAACAGACGGUGAGAGGGCCAAAAUAGCAAGGAACACACUCCUCAAAGCUUUAAAAGAUGAUGCAGUCGACAUUCUUUACUUGGAUAACACAUAUUGCAAUCCGAAAUACGAGUUUCCUUGUCGAGAAUUUGCUGCUCAGCAGGUUGCUGAUAUAAUUGCCUCCCAUCCCAGCCAUGACAUCAUAAUUGGGAUUGACACUUUGGGAAAAGAAGAACUUUUGCUUCACAUUUCACGUCUGCUCAACAUAAAGAUUUGGGUGUGGCCAGAACGCUUGCAAACCAUGCAGCUACUUGGAUUCCAUGACAUAUUCACAACCAAAACUUCUCUUACUAGAGUACGAGCUGUUCCUCGUUACAGUUUUAGCAUUGACACUUUAGAAGAAUUGAAUACAAUACGCCCAACCAUAGGAAUUAUGCCAUCUGGUCUUCCAUGGCUUGUUAAACCCCUUAAAGGAAAUGACAAGCUUUUUGGUUCUCUUUUAACUUCUUACAACCGGAGCAAAAAUGGUGCAAAAGGUGGAAUUGAAACAGAUAAGAUGAAUGACAAUUUAGGAGUAGAAAGGUUUCACAAGUAUGUAUAUACAGUUCCAUAUUCUGAUCAUUCAUGCUUUAUGGAGAUACAGGAGUUUAUAAAGCUUGUCCAGCCAGUGAAGGUAAGAGGAAUUGUGUCUUCAUCAUCUUGUUAUGUUGAUCCUCUUUACUACUUUGGUCGGCUUUGCAAAGCAAACCCACCUUCAAGGGGGUUGCACAACAGUGAGGAAAGGAAAUCAUUAGGCAAAAGAGUUAUAGCUGUUCAAACAAAUUGUUAUGUUCGAAGUGGCAAUGCUACUGAGGCGGGAAGGAAAAGAGGGAGGACUUUGAAGGUCAAUUUUCUAGGAGUUAAUGCGAGCAAGACAAAUGCCUUGAGGCGUAUCCAAAGAGGUGCUAAGAUUGUGCCAAGUGAGUGAUUUGGUUUAUUAUUUUCAUUUUUUAGUUUCAGAUUAGUUGUAAGAGUUGUAAGAAACUGUAGUUCAGAAUAUAAUUGUAUUGUUUUAAAAUUUA
Molecule: messenger RNA, 1497 nt
Organism: Mangifera indica (mango)
Lineage: Eukaryota; Viridiplantae; Streptophyta; Magnoliopsida; Sapindales; Anacardiaceae
Product: 5' exonuclease Apollo-like
Exons: 4
Coding region: 99-1403 (434 amino acids)
Biological process (GO): protection from non-homologous end joining at telomere; double-strand break repair via nonhomologous end joining; interstrand cross-link repair
Molecular function (GO): 5'-3' DNA exonuclease activity; damaged DNA binding
Source: RefSeq, a predicted model, not a curated record